Mus pahari (shrew mouse) is the source of this 1605-nucleotide messenger RNA. RefSeq names its product vomeronasal type-2 receptor 116-like. The record is from RefSeq and is a predicted model, not a curated record. The coding region runs from base 1 to 1605 and encodes 534 amino acids. Gene Ontology annotation, biological process: G protein-coupled receptor signaling pathway. Gene Ontology annotation, cellular component: membrane. Lineage: Eukaryota; Metazoa; Chordata; Mammalia; Rodentia; Muridae. Gene Ontology annotation, molecular function: G protein-coupled receptor activity. The transcript has 6 exons.
AUGAAGCAGCUGUGUGCUCUCACUAUUUUCUUUUUGCUCCUGAAUUUUACUCUCAUCUUGUGUAGUUUGACAGAACCCAUUUGCUUUUGGAGGAUAAAGAGCAGUGAAGAUUAUGAUGGAGAUUUGCAAGGUGAUUGUUGUUUUUACCUGCUGACAAUGGAUGNACCUAUUCCAGAAAAUUAUUAUAAUGUAUAUUAUGAUUUUAGAACACAAGCAAGAAAAUAUGAGUUUUAUCUGGUAAUGUUUUUUGCUACUGAUGCAAUCAACAAGAAUCCUUAUCUUUUAUCCAACGUUUCUUUGAUAUUUGACAUCAUAAAUGGUUACUGUCAAAAUCCAUUGGGAAAACUGGGUUUAGAAUAUACACAGAUAAACGGAAGUAUGACCUUGGUUAAUUAUGACUGUGAAGCAGAUGAUUCAUGUUACAUAGUCCUUACAGGACCAUCAUGGAAGCCUUCCUUCAAAAUGGCAAUUGAUACUUGGAUGCCAAAGGUUUUCUUUGGUCCAUUUAAUCCUAACCUAAGUGACCAUGAUCGGUUUCCCUAUGUCUAUCUAGUAGCCACCAAGGACACACACUUGUCCCAUGGCAUAGUCUCAUUGAUGAUUCAUUUCAGAUGGACUUGGAUAGGACUGGUUAUCUCAGAUGAUGACCAGGGUAUUCAGUUUCUCUCAGAUUUAAGAGAAGAAAGCCUAAGACAUGAGGUUUGCUUAGCUUUUGUGAAUGUGAUCCCAGAGACAAUGCAGAUCUACAUGACUAAGGCUAUGAUAUAUGAUAAACAAAUUAUGUCAUCUUCAGCAAAGGUUGUUAUCAUUUAUGGUGAAAUGAACUCUACUCUAGAAGUCAGCUUUAGAAGAUGGGAAGAUUUGGGUGUUCAGAGAAUCUGGAUCACAACCUCACAAUGGGAUGUCACCUUACAUAAAAAAGAAUUCACCCUUGAUUUCUUCCAUGGUACUAUCACUUUUGAACAUCACAAAGCUGAGUUUGAUGAAUUUAGGAAUUUUAUGCAAACAAUGAACACUUCCAAGUACCCAGUCAACAUUUCUCAUACUAUACUGGGGUGGAAUUAUUUUAAUUGUUCAAUGUCCAAGAACAUCAGUAAAAUGGAUAAUUUUACAUUCGACAACACAUUGGAAUGGAAAACACUGCACAANUAUGACAUGGCCCUGAGUGAUGAAGGUUACAAUUUGUAUAAUGCUGUUUAUGCUGCAGCCCACACCUACCAUGAACAUAUUCUUCAACAAGUAGAGUUUCAGGAAAGUGCAGAUCCCAAACGACAUUUCACUGAAUGUCAGCAGCUGUCUUCCUUGAUGAAAACUAGGGUAUUUACAAACCCUGCUGGAGAACUGGUGAACAUGAACCAAAGGGAAAAUCAGUGUGCAGAGUAUGACAUUUCCCUCAUUUGGAAUUUUCCACAAGACCUUGGAUUAAAAGUGAAAAUAGGAAGGUAUUUUCCUUGUUUCCCACAGAACCAACAACUUCAUAUAUCUGAAGAUUUAGAAUGGGCUACAGGAGGAACUUCCGUGGAUAUGGAACANUGUGUGAGGUGUCCAGAUGAUAAAUAUGCCAACUUAGAGCAAACCCACUUUUUACAAGGAAACAGCACUUGA